UCGAUUCCGAUAAGUAUAUGCGUAUAACUAUCGCAUGUAAAGAUCCAGAAAAUUAGCCACUCCUCGCGUUGUGCGAUACGACCGACGAUUGGAAACGAGUGGGGGCGAGUGGAACCGUUGAAAAAUUGACGAGAGAGGAAAAUCGGACGACGAUCGAAAAAAGAAAAGAAAAAAAGAAAGAAAGAAAGAAGGAAGGAAGGAAGGAAAGUGGAAGAAGAAGCGGGUGCGAUAAAGCGUCACGGAGAGAGAGGAAAGGCGGUCGUCCGCGGGAUUUCGGCGAGCGAGGGAAAGGGAUUACCACACGCGCGCGGCGGGUGGAGCGAGAGGAACAGACUUACCGAGAGAAAGAGAAAGGAGACGAAGGAGAAGAAGAAAAAAAAACGAAUGAUCGUAGUAACACCGGCGCGUCUCCUCUCGCGGCUUCGUGCUUGUCUCGGAAUUAGUGAGUAGACAGAAUUAUGUCCGUGAGCAGGCCAGCUCGGCUCAGUUGAGACUUACUGCUCAGCCCGUGCACACGCAUGCCACGAAUCUUUCCUACUUACAUAUAUACCGCGGCUUCCUGAUGCGAUUAGACUAGUCCGCGAUCACCCGCCACUCCGUAUCACGGACCAGUUUGUUUAACACUUCUUCGUAACGCGGACACACCGCAACGUCUUUCCGUCUUCACGUUCGCCUCGUCGUUCUCUGGGUCACUGGUUUCGUUACGGGAGGUACAACACGCGGUUUCGCAGACAACAUUUCUCACCUUAAUUCCGAUUCCUCUCCUCUUCGAGGGUUGUAAAAUCCCUCGUAAAUAUGGAGGCAUCCAUUGAGCGAUAACGGUGGCCGCAUUUGUCGCAUGAACAAAGUGGUGCCAGUUUUCCAUCUUUUCCACGAUAGAAUUUUGUCAGAGAAGGAGACCGGACAAAAAGUGAGACUUUUCCCCCUCCCCCCAUCUUUCACGAAAAAAUUUCCUAAUUCGUCGUUGUCGUCGUCGUCGUCAUGGAAUUAUUCGAGUUCUUCGUGCUGCUGUUGGUCGUCUCGACUAUGAACAGUGUAUCGUGCCACCAUCAUCAUCGCGGUAUCCACGUGGACGAUAAGAAAAAGGGGGAUCCGAUGGACCACGCGAAAAGGUACACGGCCAGUGACAAUAAGAACGUGGUACUGUCCGAGGGCGAGAAGCAGAGCAGGGGCUUAAAGGGCGAGGAAAUUAAACGCACUGUACCUUUUAGCGAGAGGAGGCUGGAGAAGAUGCUGGAGAAAGCUAUCUUAAAAAUAAUCACCGGUGAUCUUAGCACGGGUGAUAUGUUGCUGUUGAAAAGUCUGAAUUAUAGUUUGGAGGAAGUUCUUGCGAUUCGCGAGAGAGAAUUGAGCAAGAAGAAGGAUGAAGAAUUGAGGAAGAAGGAGAGCGUGAAAUCUUGGACGAAAGUAUUGUACGGGGGAGAUGGAGAAAGAAAGGUUAAAAAUUGGAAUAAAAAAUCCACGGAUCCACGUUCCUUUUCGAAAAAUCCUGAUUUCGAAACCAAUAAACGAGAAGGUAAGAAGAACCGCCAUGUGGAUAGAUCACCUUCCUACAAGGAUUUUGACUUCGAGGCGUAUAAUCGACAGGCGAUCCUUGAUUACGAGAAUCUGCCGUCCAACAUGGAAUUUCAACAAUCUUGGUCAGAACCUACGGCUGUCGAUUACGAGGAGGUUACCAAAGCCUCCAAAGAGGAAGAUAUCGCGAAUAAUCUUCAUCGAGAUUUCGACAGGGUGAUGGAGCCUCACGUAGUCUUCAAGAUUCGGUACGAUGAUUCCGAAUUCGAUUCCAGCUCGGGUUCGGACGAAACGAAUAAAAAUCGUUCUAGGACAUCCAAACAUCACGAUCCUUCGACAACGACGAGACACGCGACUUUAAAAAAUGCCGGUAAUUCCUUUCAUGUAUCGACACCGCCAUCAAUGUCUUCGACUACUAUUUCUACUCUACCUCUGGUUUAUCAAUUGAGUAGCAUCAAUGUUAGGAGUAACUAUCUAAAUAAUGAUUAUUCUACUACAGCCGCGUCUUCGACAUCGAGUAGUACCGAUACUACCACAGAAAGUAUCGUACCAGAUGAAAUUUUAAACGACAAAAAUGAAACGAAUAUUCGCAUUAUCGAUUCCACAGAUAAAGUAUCCGUCUUAAAAAAUGAAGAGAGAACUAAUGAAAAUAAAAAGAUCAGCGAGUACGAAGGGCUCGAAUGGGUCGAAGAUGAUGUUUACAGAGUACUCCCCGAGUUCGUGGAUUCCCUUAGUUUCGAGAACACGGAGGAGAACGAAACGUCCGACUACGAAGACUCUAGCCACGACUCUUCCCGACUAAAUUGGAACACAGAGGAGAACGAAAACAGCACGUUGGGGUAUUUGAACGACACUCCUGAUUCUGUCAAGCUCUUCGUAUCUAACAAUAACAUUUCUGCCGGCAAUCUUCCUUUGGCGAAUCUAUCGUCAUAUCUACAAGUGGCUAUUGCUCAUCGACGAGGCCAAGGUGAAAAAGCCAUUGAGGAUAUCAAAACACGAGUUUUAGCACUAACGGGAAGGUUCAACCUCAGCACUGAUGCUAAUCAAGUCCAACGAGAAAGAUUGACAAUGUUUUCUCCAACUUGUCAAAUUCCACGUAACACAGAUCAAGAUGCUUGGACGGAUUCAUUCUCUAUGAAUAUGCAUUUUCAAUUGAACUUGACUUCCAGUGAUCAUGUGAUAGCUGCCAAAUUACGGAUAUUUAAAUUACCGCAAGAAAAUGUAACGUUCUCUUCAGAAAGUACAUUUGACGAUGAAGAAGAAGACGAAAAAAAAAUUAGAAUAUCGGUCUAUUAUUACACGAAAACUUUGAAGAGACAUCGAUCGAAGAAACGUUUGAUGGAUUCGGUAGUGACACCCCUCACGUUUAAAGGUACUCAUCUAGCGUUAGAUGUUAGACAAGGUCUCCGAUUCUGGAGAUUGAAUCCACGAAACUCUCAUGGAAGCGGAAGUAAUCACGGCCUGGUAAUCCAAGUUGAGGAUCAAGAUGGCAGGCCAUUGAAACCGGCUCUAUAUAUUCAGCAACCGUCUUGCGUGGAUCAGGAUUCAGAUCAGAAGACCAGCGAGUACCUGCACUCUUCGUACGAGCCUGUACUCGUUACGUUCGUAUCGUAAAUGGCAAAACGGAGACAUACGUCAAUUGCAGGCAUUAAAAUGGAAGAAAAACUUUUAGAUGUUAUAAGAAAGUAGUAAAUUAUUCAUAUUGUACUUUAUAUUUUAAAAAAUGAUAACUUUUUUAUGAAGAACAGGGAAUACCGUCCUUUAACUAUCACUCGAUUCAAACAUGCACUAACAGAAACGUAGGAUGCAUUUUUAUGAAAAAAGUAACUAUAAUCAAUACAAAAUAUGUCUAAAUCGAACAAAGAUACUUUUGUGAAUUCGUUAAAAAAAUGAUUUUUUUAUUACUAUUUUUGAAUAAUUAAUUAGAUUGAACUCAUUAACGAAUUCAACAAAAUUUUAUAAACUUUUUAUAUAAAAUCAUGUUGACGAUAUUCUAGUAAUUUUUACUAUUCUAUGCGCACAAAAAUAGAUCACAUGAAAACAAUAGACGAAUGCCCCCACUACUUGAAAAUUAAUUUAAGAUGGAGUAAAAAACGCGCGAAAAUUAUAAUAAUUGUAAAUGUUUAAAAAGUACGUACAAUCCCAGCAAAAGUCCUUUUAUAGACUAUUCUUAACUAAAAGAAAAAAUGUUAACUUAAAAAUGUAGCACCGUAUUAUUUAAAUGGUAAGUUAUUUUAUUGUUUUGUAUUGUUUUCUGUAAUUGCGUUCCGAAACUGGCUUCCAUGUCAAUAUGUGUCUUUUUUUCGGAUGCCAAUAGAUUUAAAUUUUUAGUAUGAUUUAGUAUGAUGUACAUACCAGUGAAAUCGAAUCAAUAGAUUGAUAAUAAUUAGAUUAUUCGUUAGAUUAAUAAAAAUAUUUUUGGCUUGUAUGCAGAUGUGUAUGCAAUGUAAUGCACAUGCAUACAGUCAUGCUCACGACUGAUGCAACCAAAUGUAAGAACUUAGAGAUAGAUAUUUAUAUUUUAUGUUAAUUAAAUGUAAAAGCUUAUAGAGUUUUUUUUAUUAUAUCUUGAAUGAGACCAUAAGUAAAAUAUUAAAUUUUGUGUGUAGUACAAAAACAAAGUACUUCAGCUAUUUUAUUUCAAAUUCUAAUGGUUCAUUCAAAAGAUUAUGCUACUUAUUAUAAUAAUAUUAUAUUAAUAUUAUAAUAUGUUGUUGUUUGAUGAAAUAAACAACAUAUUCUUACAAAUUUUAUAUAAUUUCUGUAUAUAAUGUAUAUUUAAUUACUUGGUUGUGCAAAAAUAAAUGAUUUCAUGUCAAUACUUAUAAUGCCUUUGUAUUAAAUGCAUUCUAAGUUUGACCCUUACAUUUUAUAAUGAUGUUUAUAUUAUUUUGUAUAUUUUUUAUAUUCUCUGUUAAAUACGAGCAAACUAUUUUGUACAUGUAUAAUUUUAUUCAGAGAUCAUAUACGGAUAAAAUAAUAUCAAAUGUAACAUUUAAACUAUUGCAUCUUAUUAAUAUAUCACUUAUAUAUAUUUGAAAUAAUUUUA
Molecule: messenger RNA, 4564 nt
Organism: Apis laboriosa (Himalayan honeybee)
Lineage: Eukaryota; Metazoa; Arthropoda; Insecta; Hymenoptera; Apidae
Exons: 5
Coding region: 982-3129 (715 amino acids)
Source: RefSeq, a predicted model, not a curated record